AUAUAUAUAUAAAAUAAAGAAGCAUCAUCUCCCACCUUGGCUCAAAAUCGCGGUUGGGCCGUAGGACAAAACUGAAAAGAGAGACUAGAGCUGCUGAAGCUGAGCGAAAGUUGUAGAAGAAGAAGAAGACGUGCUGCUGUCGUGAAGGAAGCAAUGGAAGAGGGCAAACAUAAGUCGAGGAAGGAGGGAGAAUCCAAGAGGAGUCACCGAGAUCGGGAUCGCGAGAAGGAGAGCAAUAAACAGAAACACAGGGAUAAAGAUAGAGAUAAGAGAGACCGUGGUGCUCGACGUUCUGUGAAAGAGAAGAGUUAUGAUUCUGAAGAGAGGUAUGAUAAAGAGAAGCAUCGAGACAAGGACAGUGAUAGGGCGCGUAGCCGAGAUGAUGAAAGAAAGAAAACAAGAGAAAGGAAGAGGGAUAACAAUAAAGAGAAGGACAAGGAGAGGGAGGGGGAGAAAGACAAAGAAAAGGAGAAGAGGGAGAGGGUUAGAGAGAAGGAAAGAGAAGGAGAAAGGGACAAGGAGAGGGAGAGGGAGAGGGAGAGAAGAGAACGAGAAAGAGAGGUUGAAGAUAGGGUGAGAGAGAAGAGGGAGCAUGAGAGGGAAAAUGAUAGAGAUCGAGAGAGGAGGAUAAGAGAGAGGGAGAGGCAUAGGGAUGCUGAUACUGAUGAUAUUGAUGAUCAUGUUAGGGAUCGUGAUAGGAAGCGGCAUAAGAAUGAUAAAAAUGAGUACAAGGAGAAGGAUCGAGAAAGGAGUAGUAGUAGGGUAAAGACACAUAUGGAUAAUGGAGAUGAGAGCCCACAAAAGAAAAGUGAUGAAGAUUCAGUUAAGAAGCCAACCCGUGAGGAGGAGUUAGAGAAUGAACAAAGGAAAUUGGAUGAGGAAAUGGAAAAACGAAGGAGGAGAGUUCAGGAGUGGCAAGAGUUAAAGAGAAAGAAGGAAGAAGAUGAGAGAGAUCAUGGGGAAGGGCAUGUUGAUGAACCUAUGUCCAGAAAGACCUGGACUCUUGAAGGAGAAUCUGAUGACGAAGAAGUUCAUCCCUCAGGGACAUCAGAGCCAGGUACAAACCUCAAUGGAGAAGGCAAUCUUAUUGACAAAGAAGAUGGAGAUUUCAUGGUAGAUUCUGACAACGAAACAGCUGCACUUGCUUUACCAAAUGGAGCUGAUAACGCUAGCGGGGAUGAGGAGACUGAUCCAUUAGAUGCUUUUAUGAAUUCUAUGGUAUUGCCUGAAGUUAAAAAGCUGGACAGUGCUGCAGACGCAUCAAUUUCUGAUGCGAAGAAUGAUAAAAAGGAUGGUCGAAGUAAUGGUGAACAGCAGAGGAGAGGUUUUAAUAAAUCUAUGGGAAGAAUUAUUCCUGGGGAGGAUUCGGAUUCCGAUUUUGGGGACCUUGAGAAUGAUGAAAAUGUUUUAGAAGAUGAAAAUGACGAUGAGUUCAUCAAAAGGGUGAAAAAAACAAAAGCUGAGAAACUUUCUUUAGUUGAUCACUCUAAGAUAGAUUAUGAACCAUUCCGCAAAAAUUUUUAUAUUGAGGUGAAGGAGAUCUCAAGGAUGAGUCCAGAAGAGGUGGGUGCAUGCCGGAAAGAAUUGGAAUUGAAGAUACACGGUAAGGAUGUGCCGAAGCCCAUUAAGACCUGGCAUCAAACUGGACUUACCAGUAAAAUUUUGGAAAUAAUAAAGAAACUGAACUUUGAAAAGCCUAUGCCAAUUCAGGCUCAGGCGUUACCUGUAGUUAUGAGUGGUCGAGACUGCAUCGGUGUUGGGAAAACUGGAUCAGGGAAAACCCUUGCAUUUGUUCUACCAAUGCUGAGGCAUAUCAAGGAUCAGCCACCCGUAGAAGCUGGAGAUGGGCCUAUUGGGCUUAUAAUGGCACCAACGAGGGAACUUGUUCAGCAGAUCCACAGCGAUAUUAAAAGGUUUGCCAAGGUACUGGGUCUCAGGUGUGUGCCUGUAUAUGGAGGUUCUGGUGUUGCUCAACAGAUUAGUGAAUUAAAGCGGGGUACUGAAAUUGUUGUAUGCACCCCUGGUAGGAUGAUUGACAUACUUUGCACAAGUGGAGGGAAAAUAACAAAUCUGCGUAGAGUAACUUUUUUGGUCAUGGAUGAAGCUGAUCGAAUGUUUGACAUGGGGUUUGAACCUCAAAUCACUAGAAUUGUUCAAAAUAUUCGGCCAGGUCGUCAAACUGUUUUGUUUUCAGCCACUUUCCCUCGCCAGGUUGAAGUCUUGGCGCGUAAAGUGUUGGACAAACCUGUGGAAAUACAGGUUGGUGGCAGGAGUGUUGUGAAUAAGGACAUAAUGCAAAUGGUUGAAAUGAGGCAGGAAAAUGAAAGAUUCCUGAGAUUGUUAGAGUUGCUCGGUGAAUGGAAUGAGAAAGGUAAGAUUUUGAUAUUUGUCCAGUCCCAGGACAAAUGUGAUGCUUUGUUCCGGGAUCUGAUUAGGCAUGGAUAUGCUUGUCUCUCACUUCAUGGGGCCAAAGAUCAAACAGAUCGUGAGUCCACAAUAUCUGAUUUUAAGAGUGAUGUUUGUAAUUUGUUGAUUGCAACAAGUGUUGCUGCCAGAGGAUUAGAUGUCAAGGAGCUUGAACUGGUGAUCAACUUUCAUGUCCCAAAUCAUUACGAGGACUAUGUACACCGUGUUGGACGUACAGGCCGAGCUGGUCGGAAAGGAUGUGCUAUAACGUUUAUCUCUGAGGAAGAUGCUAGAUAUGCUCCAGAUCUUGUUAAAGCAUUGGAACUUUCUGAGCAAGUUGUUCCGGAUGACCUGAAAUCUCUUGCUGAUAAUUUCAUGGCAAAAGUAACUCAGGGACUCGAGCAAGCCCAUGGGACUGGUUAUGGAGGAAGUGGUUUUAAAUUUAAUGAGGAGGAAGAUGAAGUGAGGAGAGCGGCAAAGAAAGCUCAGGCUAAAGAAUAUGGUUUUGAGGAUGACAAGUCUGAUUCAGAAGAUGAAGAUGAAGGUAUCCGAAAGGCAGGGGGCGACAUCUCUCAGCAGGCUGCCCUUGCUCAGAUAGCAGCUAUUACUGCUGCCUCCAAAGCUAGUACAGCCUCAAUGCAGACCCCUGCCUCUGCUGCCCAACCGCUUCCCAACGGUGGACUGUCUGUUUCUCUUCCAGGUGUCCUUGGUCAAGCAUUACCAGGAACAGCAUCAGUUUUCCCUGGGACUGGUUUGCCUCUUGCUAGCAAUGACGGGGCAGCUCGGGCUGCUGCGAUUGCUGCAGCCAUGAACUUGCAGCAUAACCUGGCAAAGAUUCAAGCUGAUGCAAUGCCUGAACAUUAUGAAGCAGAGUUAGAGAUAAAUGAUUUUCCUCAGAAUGCUAGAUGGAAGGUUACCCACAAGGAAACUUGGGGUGCCAUAUCAGAUUGGACUGGAGCAGCCAUCACCACCAGGGGUCAGUAUUUCCCACCUGGGAAGGUUGCAGGACCUGGAGAUCGCAAGCUCUACUUGUUUAUCGAGGGCCCUACUGAACAGUCUGUCAAGAGAGCUAAAUCGGAGUUAAAGCGGGUUUUGGAAGACAUCUCAAAUCAUGCAUUCUCACUUCCUGGUGGAGCUCAGCAAGGCAGAUAUCAAGUUAUAUAAGAGUUUUAGAUGGAAAUUUCUUCAUGGGGCCAAGCUGCUACAUAGCACUGUGUUACUGGACCUGAAAGGAUGGUUCUUGUAAGAGAGUCCUUUGUUCUUUUGCAUACUUUGCAUAGUAUUGAAAAUAGUGUAGUCAUCCUUUGCUUCUGUUGGAUUAGCUUGUGUAAUGGAUUAAGCUUUUGUGGCUUUGAUCUCUGUAAUGGGUAUUCAGCUCCGUAUUACAGAGAUCAUGAGCCUUUCUCUCGCUGCUCUUUUGACGGUGUUGGGUUACUCUUUUUACCUCUGUUGUUGAGGCUGCAUGUGACUAGUCAUUAUUGCCUUUUCAUUUGUGUCAAUUUUAUUUGUUGGGAAUUUUCUAUGUAGUGGAAGCUUUUCUUUCUACUUUCAAUAAAGAUAUGGUAUACUCAUUUGAUUUUGUUUUUACGAGUUCGGUAUGCUCACUUUGCUGUGGACUGCAGAAUGGAGAUGGAGAUGGAGAUAUAUGUCGUUUGUAUGUUUCAGCUUGAUCUAUCAGCAGAACAGAUUCUAAAUGGAGUAAUCAUUCUCAUCCCAUUAGCAGGUGGGAUGAUGUGAGCAGUUUAGAUAGUGGCCUCCAGAGCACAAAAUCUUACUGACCUGAUGGGGAGCGGUCCAUUUCAGCUGCUGGGAUAGGUGUUUGGCCUGGAAAUGGAAAAGUUCGUAAUUGAUUGUAAUAUGCAGGUUAUCGGCACUUCCUUGAUAUUUUUACAGAUUACUAGUUGGUGAUUUGAGGUGUUCUGAUUCCCCAGUUAAUUGUACGAAUACCUGGUUACAUGUCAUGUGGGUUAAGAUGGGGCAAGAAUCCGUCUAACUUCAAGAAAUCUUUAUGCCCAAUUUGUAUUUCUCAUGUACUUUCUCGCAUGUGCAAGUAAAACUUUCUGUGUAAAUAGCAAA
Messenger RNA from Rosa rugosa (rugosa rose), 4482 nucleotides. Its product is annotated as DEAD-box ATP-dependent RNA helicase 42-like. The transcript is spliced from 3 exons. Gene Ontology annotation, biological process: mRNA splicing, via spliceosome. Gene Ontology annotation, cellular component: nucleus. The record is from RefSeq and is a predicted model, not a curated record. Lineage: Eukaryota; Viridiplantae; Streptophyta; Magnoliopsida; Rosales; Rosaceae. Gene Ontology annotation, molecular function: ATP binding; nucleic acid binding; RNA helicase activity. The coding region runs from base 154 to 3570 and encodes 1138 amino acids.